Alosa alosa (allis shad) is the source of this 3047-nucleotide messenger RNA. Its product is annotated as zinc finger protein 417-like. Gene Ontology annotation, biological process: mitotic spindle assembly checkpoint signaling; regulation of transcription by RNA polymerase II. The record is from RefSeq and is a predicted model, not a curated record. Lineage: Eukaryota; Metazoa; Chordata; Actinopteri; Clupeiformes; Clupeidae. The coding region runs from base 168 to 1679 and encodes 503 amino acids. Gene Ontology annotation, cellular component: nucleus. The transcript is spliced from 9 exons. Gene Ontology annotation, molecular function: RNA polymerase II cis-regulatory region sequence-specific DNA binding; DNA-binding transcription factor activity, RNA polymerase II-specific.
ACAAACCCCACAGCCAGUUUUAAAAGAGCAGCCUGGUUGAUGUGAACGGCUCAUGCUUAGAUAUUUCGUAAGGAAAAGGUGUGUUCAUCUAUGUCUGAAGCCAUAUUUUUCAAUUCUGUCAUCGGGAGAUAUGUUUUAAGUAAAUAUUUAAGAGAUAUUUUUCCGACAUGCAGCAGAGUUCGACCUCGCGCUGGCAGCAUUUGUCCCCGUCCAACCACACCGAUUCCGGGAGGCUACGACGAAUUGGCACGAAGAUGAAUGAGAUUGGUCAGCAUAUGGACAUGAGUCACAAGCAAGCCUGCAUCGACUUGGAGAAGGCCACCCAAUGCAUCACACUAGCAUUACAGCAUGAAGUGGUUAAGAACCAGGAGCUCUGCAUGUUGAUUCGUCGUUUGGAAGAGAAGGAGGCAGAGACUGGGCGGAGCCUAACAGAGCAGGUGGAGUCAAACAAGCAGCUGCAGCUGAAGAUCGAUGAACUGCAGAAACACCUGGAGGAGAAACACAACUCACUGACACAGACCAACCAGACUGUGGCUUUCCUGAAGAAUGAGCUAAGGGACCUGCAUCAACAUCUGCAAAGCCAGCAAAGUAAUAGGACGGUUCAGGAAGGGAAUAAGUGGCCACAGGGAGAGAUCAAGCAGCAAAUCAGGAGUCCCAGCCCUCCUGUCCAAUCAGAUCAGCUGACGGCAGCUGAGGAGCCAAUGGUCUGGACAGAACAGCUGGUCUCGCCUGAUGGUCAGAUUCCACCGCUCUCUCCUAGCGACCAGAGGCUGCUGGAGAGUUCAGUCUCUGGGAUUAAAGAAGAGAAUGCUGUUCAUGGAUAUGAGGAGUGCAGACAGUAUGAGAGAGCUGACCUCAGAACAGAGUAUACCGUCCCUUCAACUGCAGACAUUAAAUUUGAACAGAUCCAGACGCCGAUGGUUUCGUCUGACGGUCAGAGGCUGCUGGAGGCGCCAGUCUCUGAAGAUGAAGAUGAUGAAGAUGAUGAUGAAGAUGAUGAUGAGUAUGGAGAAUACAGUCAUUCAGGAAAAGGAUCAUCUCCCUCCCCUUCAAACAUGCAUAGAAGGAAGAAGCCAUACUGCUGUUCUCAGUGUGGCAAGAGGUUCAUUCGACGUAAGCAUCUCGAUGAUCACAAGCGCAUUCACACAGGAGAGAAACCGUACCACUGCACCCAAUGUGGCAAGAGCUUCACUCGAAAGGGAAACCUUAAACUGCACCAGCGCACUCACACAGGAGAGAAGCCAUUUCACUGUAACCAAUGUGGGAUGAGUUUCAGUCAUAAGGGAAACCUUAAAAAGCACCAGCGCACUCAUACAGGAGAGAGGCCAUACCAUUGCACUCAAUGUGGCAAGACUUUCAAUGAUAUGGCCACUUUUAAACGACAUCAACUCAUGCACUCAGGAGAGAGGCCGUUCCCAUGCACUCAGUGUGGGAAGAGUUUCAUUCAAAAGACCGAUCUCAAAGUACAUCAGCGCAUUCACACAGGAGAGAGGCCGUACCAAUGUACUCAAUGUGGGAAGAGCUUCACUCAAAAGGUACAUCUCAAAAUGCAUCAACGCAUUCACACAGUAGAGAAACCCUUUCAAUGUCCUCAAUGUGGGAAGAGUUUUAGUCGAAAGGGAAGUCUCAAAGUGCAUCAACAUAUUCACACAGAGGUGAGGCCUUAUCAAUGUGUUUAAUGUGGGAAAAGUUUCUGUCAAACCAAUAAUCUAAAAGUACAUCGGCACAGAAGAGGACAGGAGACAGGAGAGAAGCGUGUUGGUUAGACAAGAGUUUCACUCAAGAGGUCAAAGUCAAACAACACCAGUGCAACUCCCACCUCAUGGUGUGAUGUGAAGUCACUUGGUUGUUUAUGAAAUUCUUUACUCCAUCCAUUCCACCAGGUGGCAGUCUACAGCAUCAUCUUAAUGUUGUGUUCCAUUUGCCUUGUAAGUGGCAACCAUAGAUAUUAGAAAGCUAGCUCCUGCAUUGGGCUCCAGAACGUAGGUAAAUAGCGCUGCCAUAUUCAUAGGGGCAACGAUCACUGGAGGCCAAUGGAGAAACAUGUGACAGACUGUAAAUCAGACAGGUGUCUCUGAUUGCCAGCAAGUUUUGCCCAUAGACAGUAAGGUGUUUUGCCCCCAGCAAUAUGGCGGGCGCGUGGACAUUGCCUUACUCUCCCUCCAUUCCACCAGGUGGCAGUACUCUGUGUAUAUAUACUUAUACAACACAAACACACAUCACAUUCAGCCAGAUCUGUGUCUGUUGCAACACCCAACCUGGUCUGUGUAGACACAAAUUGUACUAGCAAUAGCGGCAGGUUCAAACACACCUGGUCCGUGUAGACACUAAUUACAUUAACAAUAGCAGCAGGUUCAAACACACCUGGUCCGUGUAGACGCUAAUUACAUUAACAAUAGCGGCAGGUUCAAACACCUGGCUCCACAGGAAACAAAGCGGUCGCAUUGAGAGUCUUUCGUGCAAAGAGCCCAUUGCCAUACUCGACUUUCACUUCUUGCAGCACUGUGCAGAUCUGGAUGUGUUGUAUGUUUGUGUUGUAAUAUUCAGCCAGAGCUGUGCAGCGUUGCAAGAAGUCAAAGUUGAAUAAGGCAAUAUCCACACUGCAAUUCCCAGUUACUACUUGAAUAAGGCAAUAUCCACACUGCAAUUCCCAGUUACUACUUGAAUAAGGCAAUAUCCACGCUGCAAUUCCAAGUUGAAUAAGGCAAUAUCCACACUGCAAUUCCCAGUUACUACUUGAAUAAGGCAAUAUCCACGCUGCAAUUCCCAGUUACUACUUGAAUAAUGCAAUAUCCACGCUGCAAUUCCCAGUUGAAUAAGGCAAUUUCCACGCUGCAAUUCCCAGUUACUACUUGUUGAGUAAGGCAAUAUCCACGCUGCAAUUCCCAGUUACUACUUGAAUAAGGCAAUAUCCACGCUGCAAUUCCCAGUUACUAUUCCCAGGUACUAAUGGUAGUGGAGGAAAUGCAUAGACAGGAGGAGGCUGUAAGAUGUACUAAGGCAGUGUUGCAGGCAAAACAAGGGCAGUGGGUGAACUGGGAAGGGGU